UUAGCUGCCUCGUUUUUGUUGGGGCUUCGUGACGACAUUCUGCGCCACAGAGCCCCCGGCAUGCUGAAGCUGUUCUUCUUGGCAACGGCUGCUGCUGGCCACAAGCUGGCACUCCUUCCGGCAAAUGAAGUCUCCCGGACCGCGCUCUUGCAGGAUGCAUCCAUAGAACCCUCCGCAGAUCCAGAUGAUGGCCAGAUAACGAACUUCCAGAGCAUCUUGAGGCAAUUGACCAAUGCUGUGGCAUCUAUCAAUUCGCCAUCGGUCACGCCCAUUUCGUCGUCGACAUCCGCGAUGGAGUCCGAAAAAUCCACACAUGAACCAGAGGUCUUCUCCUUGAAGGGUCCCAGUUCAGCGACCGAAGCCCCCCAUCCGUUGAUGGGUUCCUUGCAACCGUCGCCUAUUCCCAGGAGGUUGCUAUUCAACCACAAGUUCAAUCUGUUGAAAGCAUCAGAUGCGAGCUUGGAUAAGCAGAGUAAACUGCUGCGUGACAACGUGCGACAUAUCGUGAAGUUGUUUCCAGAUCUCGGACCAUCGGACGUGCACUUCUGGGACGACGGAGAUUGCCAGGCCGGAAUCGAACAGUUGCAGCUCGAGGAGUCUGAGGCGUUGGGCCUGGAUUUUGCUCGAGAGAAGGUGGGCAUGGUGAAGUCAGACCUUUGCCGUUUGGUGAUGAUGUACAGCCUUGGUGGUUUCUACUUCGACACAGACAUCCUUCCUUUGCCCAACUUGGAGCAGCACUUGGAGCCCAAAGCCACCUUCGCAACUGUGAUCGCUGAUGACGGGAAGAAUUACUUCCAAGCGUUCCUGGCGGCUACGCCGAAGCACCCGGCGAUCCUGGAGUCUCUGAAGGAGUUCAAGAAAUGGUAUGACCAGCUCAACCGGCCUGGCCAAAACAAGGAUCUGUUGCGAAGGAAGACGGCCAAUGGAAACAUCGGCACUGCUCUCCUUCGCAAGGCGUUUCACACCUGGUCCAGGGGCACCAGAGAAGAUUCAGUAGUGGUCCACACUGGAGGACUUGCAGGACACGUCUCCCAAUUCUUCGUGGAAAAAAACGACCAGCGCCUCAAGGGCUUCCAGGGCCUGCCGUCGCGCCUGUCGGGAAAACUCUGCAAUUAUGCUGUGGUAGACAGGAGCUCAAAGACAGUGGUGAUGUUCUCUCGGAUUUACGACAAAGUUCAUCACCAGCUUUGCAGAGAGGAGGUGCAGUUCAUGCACAGCCUCAUCCAACUCCAUAGCCAUAGCUGACUGCGGUGAGCAGCGAGAAAAGCAGCAUGUAGUGGUGGUGGUUGGCGUGUGCCGUUUAUUCCCUGUUGGGGCAUGGAUGGUGUGUGCAAAGUGUAGACGAAUUCGGCCUUCGGCCAGGCUGGGCCACCGUGGUUGGAA
Molecule: messenger RNA, 1383 nt
Organism: Cladocopium goreaui
Lineage: Eukaryota; Dinophyceae; Suessiales; Symbiodiniaceae
Source: the annotation of a GenBank genome assembly